Molecule: messenger RNA, 2450 nt
Organism: Ciona intestinalis (vase tunicate)
Lineage: Eukaryota; Metazoa; Chordata; Ascidiacea; Phlebobranchia; Cionidae
Source: RefSeq, a predicted model, not a curated record
UAAAAAAUGUCCCCUCUUUCCCCAUUCUACUACAUAUUUGGACGAAAUCCUAAAACUUCCAAUUUUCUCUGAUAUACCUUUAAUAGUUUUUCCAUACACUAUAACCUACUUUCUUUUCUAUAAUCUACAUUCAAAUUUCAAGCUCGCCACAUGAGCAGAGCUAAAUACAGAGCGGCCCGUAUGCGUAUUAACUAUGUCCUUACUACGCUGCCAUCUGAAGUAUAUAAUUAUUCUUAUAGGUAUGACACAAGUCACGAACGUUAUACCCAUACGCAUGUAUCAAUGUUUAUUAUAAAUCGGCAUACAUUCGCUCAUAGUCCUAUGCUAACGCAAUGCAAGCUUUUAUACCCAAAACAUUACUUCAGGCUGCUAUAAUCAAUUUAGUGAGAAAGUGAAAAACUGUUGCGUUUCGAUCAUUACUCCAUUCAAAAAUUUCGAACUACUUAAAUAUUUUAAUACUAAUGAACCCUUCUGAUUUGGCCUUAAGCAAAAUGCUGGACUUUUUUCUGACACUUAACUAUUUUUACCCACACGAAAGUAAAUCUCCCCUCGGGCCUUAACUAUGCAGAGUUCCAACCACACACGCAGUAGUCUUAAUCCGUAUACUAUACGUAAUUUUCAGUUUCGACGACGUGGUCUGAGCGCUUAUGUUGUAUAAAUAAUCGACUGGCAAAUUUCUCCUUUAUGUUUGCCUAUCAAUUUCCAGCACUUUUUGGUUUUAUGUUGUUCAACGUUUAAAACACGAACAUGACUAAUGCGUUUUUAUAGAUAAAAAUGUAGCUAAAAUAGCAACAAAAUACGGCAUUAUAUUCUGCUUAUAAAAAGUAUCAUGCAAGGGGGGGUCCUUUAGCACAAACGUCUAUCUAAUUGUUUCUUUCCGUUCAUUUUAUUGCCUAUAGUUCUUGUGUGGUGUAACUUGGAAAAAGUGUAUACUAAAAGUGAUUUAUCCUGAUGUGGCGGGCAACGACAGUUUUAUAACACGGUGUACAAUUUCAAAUCCUGACUCAAAGGCUGCAUACGCUAAAACAAUAACAGCUUCGCCCAUGAAAACUUAAAUUCUUCGGUUUCGGUGGCAGCGUUCAAUGAUCAUAUGGUUACGAUCUAAAACUGUACCAUAAUAAACAAUGGAAACCCCUUUGAUUUCGUGAUGGUUGAAUCGUGGGUAUUUGUAAUCAAGCUGCAGUUUGACAGGCCGGAUACUGAAUUUUGAUACGUACCUUCCCUUGGUAGAAUGAGAUUGUUGGUAAGUAGUGGCAAAGCGCAGGCUAUUAGUGUUAGCUGUAUAACAGAAUAUGCUGGUGUUAUGCGUCUGUGCAAUAACAGCAAAGUGUUGUAUUUAUUGCAACGUAGGAAUUAAAACACAGAGCGGCCCCGCUGGGUCUUUCGCUGCACGAAAGCGUCAUACUUCUAAGAACACGAAAGCAGUAAGCCUUUAGUACUGUGGGAUGCAUUUAUUAGGAGAGUAUGGAGGACGCUACAGCCGAAACAAAUACGCUGUAUUGUUUGCAAUUACGCUUACAUUAUUUUCUACAAAAAAAUUAUGGUGGAGGAAAUCGUUCCCAAUACUGAAGCCGCAAAAAGCAAAAGAAUUUUGUAAGACCGAACCAGAGUUUCAUAUUGAAACAAUUAAAGAAGACAUGCCCUUAAUAUUUGGAGUGACCUCAACCUAUGCAAGACAUCUGCAGCUACCAGAACUCACUCGUUUAUCGCAGACUCUUCUCCAUAUACCAAAGUUUCAUUGGAUACUGACAGAGGAUUCAUAUGAGAAAACUGAGACAGUGACCAAGUUGCUGCAGAAAUCAGGACUUAAUUACACGCACUUAAACGCGAAGAACAAUAUACCAAGUCCAACAAAGUAUAUAAAAGAUUACACUACACGAAACCUGGCUUUGAACUGGAUUCGAGGAAACAUACCAGCGACCAGAGAUGCUAUUGUAUAUCUUAUGGACGAUGACAACACAUACUCGUUGAAACUGUUUGAUGAAAUUCGUGCAACAAAACGCGCUGCUGUGUGGCAGGUGGGUUUAGUUGGUGACUUACUCAGCGAAGGCCCAGUAAGAUGUGAAAACGGCAAGGCUUUGGAAUGGAGAACAUUUUGGUGGCCUGACAGAUUAACCCCAAUCGACAUGGCUGGCUUUGCAUUUCAUAUCAAAUUACUCCUUGAAAGAACGGGGGCACAUUUUCGUGAUGUACCAGACAUGGAGUCUGACUUUUUAAGUUCACUUUGCGUCACACGCGAAAAUAUUGAAGCCAAUAACUGCAAGGAUAUCCUCGUGUGGCACACACAAACGAAAAUACCUAAAGUGAUGGACGGCAGCUCUAGGUCUAAAUAGAAUUAGGUGCUUUAUUAUAAGAUUCAAAGUUAGGUGUUUAUCACCGUUUCACCACUGCUAAAUUCACAGAUUCAGUACCGUAUACAAGUUUUUAAAUAAACGAAAUUUUGUUUUAAA